Molecule: messenger RNA, 936 nt
Organism: Aspergillus uvarum CBS 121591
Lineage: Eukaryota; Fungi; Ascomycota; Eurotiomycetes; Eurotiales; Aspergillaceae
Exons: 2
Source: RefSeq, a predicted model, not a curated record
AUCUCGACCAUGCACUUGAUUCCGGAUGAGCGCGAGAUCCGAGGAUGGACCGACGACGAUGCAUUUCGUGAGCUUUACAUAUUCUGGUUUGAUGCGAUUGCCGAAUCGUUCGGCCUGGAUGGUGGAUUCACUCAAACCCGCCAGGAGACAGCCGAAUCGAUCUUCGUAACAGCGACUGUUCGAGAGGUGUCCGGGUUUCUGGGGUUUAUCGAGUUCUCCAAGAAGAACGGGCGCGUCUCGUUCGUGGCCGCGGACGCUCAUUUGCUUGCGACGAAUGGCGCCGAAGCCAAAGUCAAAGCCCGGGCCCCCGAUUUGACGAUCGAGGAUCUCUUUACCUUCCGGAACGAACGGCUGAAGCUGGCCGCCAUGUCCCUCAGCCGAGACGGGUACCAGGUGUCGAUGGAUGCGCUGGGUCGUUUUUGGCUGUUCCGGUCGCCGCAGGCGGAUUCGCCGCUCCUCUGUGAAACCGGAUACCUGGAUCGGACCACCGUUGUUGCUCUCGGGAAACAGGAGCAAGACGCCAAGCCCCUUCUAGUGAUGAAAGCGCGGGAGUCGAGGGAUGUUGCCAUUUUUCUGGAUUCGGACUCCACCCAUAUUACCAAGGUUACUUUCGGACUCUGGAUGGGCAAUACGACCCUGGAGAUCGGUGGAGUGAGAACCUCGUGGGACACCAUCACGACUGACUAUGGAGACAUCCUGUUCUACCCGAGGUACGCGAACCGAUUGUUCCUCGAGGGAGUACAUUUACCCGAGACCACGCUGGGGAAAGGAAUGUUCAAAUAUGGCUACAAUUUUCGCCGUGCUGCGGUCUCAGAGAGCAGAAGAAGCCUCACCGACUCGAACGCAGAAGCUCAACGGAUCUGUAAUAUCUGGAAUGUUGCCAUCGAGCAGCAGCACGACGACGCGUUGUCCACGUACGCGCACUUGCAUCUCGAC